UUGGGCGAGUGAGUUAGAGUUCCUCUCUCUCUGUCAGUCGCUUCGAGCUUAGCUAGGGCACACAUUCCCUGAAAAGAACGAAACCCUAAUUCCCCAAUUAAAAAAAAAAAUGCCUUUCAUAUCAAAAAUUGAACGACAAUCCGAUUACCACCUCUUCCCUUCCACCACUCCAAUCGUCAUCGACAAUGGCGCUUCCUAUUUCCGCAUCGGAUGGGCUGGAGAGACUGAGCCUCGUGUUAUUUUCCGUAACAUUGUUCAGAGGCCACGCCAUAAAGCUACUGGUGAAACUGUUACUAUAGUUGGUGACCAUGAUCCUGCACUUUUGAGAUACUUUGAUUGCACUCGAUCUGGGCCUCGUUCGGCUUUUGAUAGCAAUGUUGUUUAUCAAUUUGAAAUUAUGGAAUAUAUUCUUGACUUCGCCUUUGAUCGAUUGGGUGCAAAUGGAUCACAGAUUGAUCACCCUGUCCUGAUCACAGAAUGUGUAUGCAACCCUGUUCAGUCACGAAGUAAAAUGGCAGAACUUCUUUUUGAGACUUAUGGAGUUCCAUCUGUAGCAUUCGGUGUUGAUGCUGCAUUCAGCUAUAAAUAUAAUCAACAACUUGGGGUUUGUGGUAAAGAUGGUCUUGCUUUAUGCCCUGGAUUUACCACAACUCAUGUGAUUCCGUUUAUUGAUGGGGAACCUGUUUAUAAAGGAAGCUGCCGAACUAAUAUUGGUGGAUACCAUAUCACUGAUUAUUUGAAGCAACUACUUUCACUUAAAUACCCUCAUCACAUGGCUAGGUUUACAUGGGAGAAGGUCGAAGACCUGAAGAUGGAGCAUUGUUAUAUCGCACAAGAUUAUUUUUCAGAAGUUCGGCUAUUUCAGAAAGGGGACAAGGAAGCAGAAGAUAAAACCAGGUGUUGGCAGCUUCCAUGGAUUCCACCACCAACUGAGGAGCCUCCUUCAGAAGAAGAGAUUGCAAGAAAGGCAGCCAUAAAGGAGAGACAGGGUCAACGGUUGAGAGAAAUGGCUGAGGCAAAGCGGUCAUCUAGGAUAAAUGAACUGGAAAAUGAAUUGCAUGGUUUGGAAUUUCUGUUACAGCAGCUGGAACAUGUGGAAGAGCAUAAUAUUCCUUCUUUCCUAUCAGAGACUGGAUAUGUCUCAAAGCAGGAGAUAGAAUCUGCUGUUCAGAAAGUCACACAAUCUUUACGGAAAGCAAAAGGUGAACCAAAGGGUGACCAAGUUGAAGCUGAGGAGAAGACAGAUCCUGCUACAAAUGAAAGGUUUCCUCUUAUAAAUAUUCCUGACAACAUGCUGACACCAGAGCAGCUUAAGGAAAAAAGGAGGCAGUUGUUUCUUAAAACGACGUCUGAAGGCCGACAGCGAGCUAAACAGAAACGCUUUGAAUCAGAAUUAGAACGAGAAAGGAAAAAUCAACAAGAUGAAGAAAAACGCUUAGAGAACCCAGAGCUUUAUUUAGAGCAGUUGCGUGCUAAAUACAAAGAUCUUUCUGAGAAAGUUGAGCAGCGAAAACGACUUAAGACAAAUGGUAACCAUACAAAUGGAAAUAAUUUCUCUGGAGGUGUUGGUCGUGGUGAGAGAUUGAAUGCAGCCCAGAGGGAAAGGAUGCGCCUCUUAACUACAGCAGCCUUUGAUCGAGGGAAGGGUGAGGAUACAUUUGGUGCCAGGGAUGAAGAUUGGCAACUUUACAAACUGAUGAGCAAAGAUAAUGAUGAUGAUGAUGAGGGACCAGAUCAGGAUGAAGCAGAAAUGGCUCGCCUCUCUUUGAGGCUCCAGGAACUAGACCCAACAUUUGUUCCCAAGUCAGAAAUAGUAACCUCUCAACCUGUUGAAGUACCUCGAUUACGUCCUCUCACCAAGGAAGAUUUCCAGAUCCUUCUUGGGGUUGAAAGGUUCCGAUGCCCUGAAAUUUUAUUUCGUCCCAACUGGAUAGCUGUGGAUCAGGCAGGGCUAGAUGAGAUGACUGGUGUCUCAAUAAGGAGGUUGUCACCUGUGGGCCAAGAGGUGGAGGAGAGACUGACCAAUUCAAUAUUCAUCACUGGUGGGAGUUGUCUUUUCCCUGGUAUGAGCAAACGCUUGGUAGCUGGAAUCCGGAUGAUUCGGCCAUGUGGGUCACUUAUAAGGGUGGUCAAAGCAUCGGAUCCAGUACUUGAUGCAUGGCGUGGGGCUGCUGCUUAUGCAACUGCUCCACAGUUUCUGACACAAACUUUCAGUAGAACAGAUUAUUAUGAGAAGGGUGAAGAUUGGCUUCGCAGAUAUCAAUUGCGGUAUACAUUAUAAUUUAUUUGGCCACAGUCCAUUAAUAUAUAUUGUCUUUCACAUUAAAUGAUACUAAAUCAAUUAAAUUCUAGACCAAGCUUCUGACCUUUUAGUGAGGUUCUGCCUCAAGUCUAUUGCCACUGUUAGGCAUUGAUUCAUACAGGGAUCUUGUUCUUAUUUAAUUCCCAAUCCAUUGUCUGA
This is a messenger RNA of Quercus robur (English oak), 2461 nucleotides long. RefSeq names its product actin-related protein 5. The record is from RefSeq and is a predicted model, not a curated record. Gene Ontology annotation, biological process: regulation of DNA-templated transcription. The transcript is spliced from 12 exons. Gene Ontology annotation, cellular component: Ino80 complex; cytoplasm. Lineage: Eukaryota; Viridiplantae; Streptophyta; Magnoliopsida; Fagales; Fagaceae. Bases 110 to 2281 code for a protein of 723 amino acids.